Messenger RNA from Oncorhynchus nerka (sockeye salmon), 708 nucleotides. RefSeq names its product collagen alpha-1(VI) chain-like. Gene Ontology annotation, cellular component: extracellular matrix. The transcript has 13 exons. The record is from RefSeq and is a predicted model, not a curated record. Lineage: Eukaryota; Metazoa; Chordata; Actinopteri; Salmoniformes; Salmonidae. The annotation marks the transcript as partial.
ACCAAUGAGACCAAGGAUGUGUGCUGUUCUUUCGACUGCAACGCUAAAGGAGGUCCCAAAGGACCAGUAGGAGACCUCGGAUCCAAGGGUGAAACAGGUAGACAGGGGAUGCCAGGGGAGAAGGGAGACAUCGGGGUAGAUGGAAAUUUGGGAGACCCCGGCCCUGUGGGGUACCGUGGAAUGAAGGGCGACCGUGGUGGAAGAGGUGACAAGGGCGAGAGAGGCCAUAAAGGCUACAAGGGAGACAAAGGACAACGGGGAACAGAUGGAGUUGAUGGACGUAAGGGUGAUCCAGGCUUUUCUGGUCUAGCCGGCUGUAAAGGUUCCCCAGGACCUGACGGCUCACAGGGAGACGGCGGUCCUAAGGGAGAUCCUGGUCCAUACGGAACCAAAGGAACUAAGGGAGAUCAGGGGAAAGACGGAGAACCAGGACGACCCGGUAACUACGGACUGCCCGGAAUCAAGGGUACACUGGGCCCAAAAGGAGCCAAUGGGGACAAAGGACAGCGGGGUGAUGAUGGAGCACCUGGACCGGACGGCCUCCGGGGAGAAAAAGGAACCCCAGGAGAGAAAGGAGAACAAGGAACCCGUGGAAACAGAGGACCAAGAGGAGAUUUGGGUGACCCAGGACCUCGUGGAGAUCAGGGCAGAGAGGGUUCAUCUGGAGCCAAUGGAGAGCCUGUAUGUACCAGAGGUCUCGACCUCUGA